AUGCUGUCCUCGUCCUCUCCUCCUCCUCCUCCUCCUCCUCCUCCGCAUCCUCCUCCUCGUCCUACUCCUCCUCCUCCUCCUCCUCCUCCUCCUCCUCCUCCUCCUCCUCCUCCUCCUCCUCCUCCGCCGCCGCUGCCGCCGCCGCCACCUCCUCCUCCUCCGCCGCCGCCUGCUGCUUCUGUUUGUCCGUUGCCUCCUUUUGUUCCGCCGCCACUCAUCCCCAAGGGGCAUCAGCCGAGGACCAUCGGGCUAUGGUCUCUUGUUGCGAUCACCUACUUCGCCGUGGCGGGAGGCCCAGAGGGAACAGAGACGAUGGUGCAGACGGGAGGUCCCAUGCUCGCCAUCGCAGGUGUGAUCAUCAUCGGCGUGAUCUGGUCGAUCCCCGUUGCUCUCAUGACGGCCGAGUUGGCGACGGCCUUCCCUGAGAACGGAGGAUACACCCUCUGGGUGGGAGCAGCGUUCGGCAGCGUGGUGGGCGAGAUGGCAGGAUGGCUGCAGUUCGUGUCGAACUCUGUGGACGCAGCGAUCUACCCCGGGCUGUUCCUCUCCUACCUGGAGGCGACUCUGCAAGAUGACCUCAAGUCAAACCCCGUGACCUCCUGGGGGAUCAAGAUCGUCUUCAUCCUCUUCAUCACUGCCUUGAACUUCGCUGGGAUCCAGUCCGUGGGACAUGGGUCUGUCGUGUUCAUGCUGAUCCUCCUCACCCCGUUCAUGGUCAUCGUCCUAAUAUCCUUCACGGGAUUUUUCACGGGCGAAACCAUCCUGGGAUGGAAGUUCGACGGGAGCCACCCCGAUUGGUCGAGCUUCAUCAUGGUUGUGCUGUGGAACAUGGGGUACUGGGAAGGUGGGAGCGUGUGCGCAGGGGAGGUUGCAAACGUGGCGGAGGUCUUCCCGCGAGCCAUUGCAAUCGUCCUCGUCAUUGUUGUCCUCAACUAUGGGCUGCCGAUCAUGGCGUUCGCGGGUCUGGACAACAACUGGGCGGCCUACGACAACGGGUACUACAUCCACAUUGCCAUGGAGCAUUGCGGGAAGUUCUUCGGCCUUGCGCUCGGAAUGGCACAGUGCGUGAGCGUGACGGGAUUGUUUGCCAACGCAAUGGUGAAGAACUCCUACAUGGUGUGCGGGAUGGGCGAGCAGGGAAUGUUGCCCACCGUGUUCGCUGAAAGGUUGCCUGUCACUGGAGCCCCGUGGCUGUCGCUGACGGUAACCGUGGCGCUGAUCUGCUCCGUCAUUCCUCUCAAGAGCUUCAAGACGAUUCUCGGGGUGGACAUGAACCUCUACUGCAUCGCCCUCCUCCUCGAGAUCUUCGCCGUCAUCCGCCUCCGCUACUCCCAGCCCGACCUGCCCAGAGCAUACCGCAUUCCUGUGGAGGGCGUGUGGCUGUGGCUUCUGUUUAUCCCUGCCAUUGCGGUGACGUUUGUCGCCCUUGUGCUCGGAGGAUGGGUGGAGAUUCUCGUCUCCUUGUUCCUCAUCCUCCUCGGCGUUGUUUUCAUCGGCGUCCUCCAGCUUCUCAGAGCUUACAAGCCGGAAUGGUUCAAAGGAGUGGAUGCAGUGCAGCAUGUGCCGGAUUCUUCGUGGUUGGGAUUUCUCUCUGGCAAGGAGGAGGGAAAGGCGCAAGGAGAUUCCUCAGUCCCCUAAGGAGGAGGAGCAGGCCCGCGCAGGG
Messenger RNA from Guillardia theta CCMP2712, 1663 nucleotides. RefSeq lists its product as hypothetical. Gene Ontology annotation, cellular component: membrane. Gene Ontology annotation, biological process: transmembrane transport. Gene Ontology annotation, molecular function: transmembrane transporter activity. The transcript has 6 exons. NCBI's taxonomy places the organism in Eukaryota, Cryptophyceae, Pyrenomonadales, Geminigeraceae. The coding region runs from base 1 to 1638 and encodes 545 amino acids. The record is from RefSeq and is a predicted model, not a curated record.